Molecule: messenger RNA, 781 nt
Organism: Arabidopsis arenosa
Lineage: Eukaryota; Viridiplantae; Streptophyta; Magnoliopsida; Brassicales; Brassicaceae
Source: the annotation of a GenBank genome assembly
CCAUCCCAUAUUCUAAGAAAAACAAAACCCUAAAUUUCUUGUUCUCUUGCUCCGCCGUGGUUAUCUUUCUCAGUCGUUCACAUCGCUCAUAUUGAUACCAUGGCCGCCGUAGAAGGACCAAUCUUGGCUCUCAUCAGCAAACGUCUCCGUACUCUCCGCAAGAAAUACAACCGUAUUACUGACAUGGAAGAGUCGAUUUCUCAGGGGAAAGUACUAAACAAGGAACAAGAAGAAACCCUCCGUUCAAAGCCAAUCGUCACCGCCCUUAUCGAUGAGCUCGUAAAUCUCCGCAUCCCUCCUCCUUCCGUGGCAGAAGAGAUCAAUCUCCCUGCUAAGGACAAGAAAAAGCCAAAGGCACGUAAAGAGGUGGCUGAGGAGGAAAACGUAACGGCCAAGACAGAUAUCGAGGAUUGCAAGAUCUCUGAUGGUCUCAAUUCUGAUGAGGUUUCCAAGGACGAUACUUCUCCUAGUAGUGAAAGCUCAGAAGGUGUUACGCCAUCGCCCCUUAGCAGAAAGGCACGACGUAAACGGAACGCGAAGAAACGUCAGACUCAGCAGCACGGACUGGAGGCAAACUUAGCAAGAAGCCUUAAAGCAAUCGACGCGAAACUCAAAUCUAACGCAUAUCCAAAUUAUGUGGAGUAAAGGAAGAUUGAAUCACUUCAACAUAUGUUAGAGCUUUACAAGUCUUACUUUGGCUAUGAAAAGUAAAGCAAACACAAUUCUUUUGUAGUUCAUUUGACUUUGAGGAUACAUUACCUAAUAGAUAUCAGAUUAAUGC